AUGGAGAUGACUUGCACUGCGGUGGAGACGAUUUGCAACAGUGAACACGGCCCUGAUGAUGUGGCUGGAUUUGCAGAGGCGCUUCCACAGGACAACCCCGCCAACCUCGAUGUUGGCCAAUGUGUGGAUGUGGAAUCAGUCAAGUCACUUGCAGCGAGCGCUGGUGAUGACGGUGCUCUCUCAGUGAACCUAGAUGACAGCAAUGAAGCUUUGGCCGAACCUGGUGUGACAUCAAUGGAGGAGGUUGGAACUGAUGACUCCUCAUCCGACGAGGAAAAGCAACUUUCCUCCAACAGUUUGAUGCAUGCUUUAGCGAGUGGCUUGGAGAUGUAUCCAGCGGAGUGCCAACAUGUCGCUUGGAGGUGA
Molecule: messenger RNA, 366 nt
Organism: Cladocopium goreaui
Lineage: Eukaryota; Dinophyceae; Suessiales; Symbiodiniaceae
Source: the annotation of a GenBank genome assembly